Molecule: messenger RNA, 2004 nt
Organism: Oppiella nova
Lineage: Eukaryota; Metazoa; Arthropoda; Arachnida; Sarcoptiformes; Oppiidae
Source: the annotation of a GenBank genome assembly
AAUUAUUUGAGAAUUGUGUUGACAACUGAGAUAUGAGUGAAUACAUGAAUAUCACAUGAAUUGUUGUGUUAAUUGAGACGCGAAGACAUGACAUGAUAUGAUCAAUGGAUGACCGACUCAAUGGAUGAGUGAUUAAACUAAAGUGCAAUCAAUAGUCAGAUCCCCAGAAAAGGCAAUGUUGACAUCAUUUUCGGUGACUUCUGCGAGUCGUCUCUUAAUUGCUGUUGUCAUUGUAUGGCUUUUGAUAAUAUUUGUGAUAACGGGUCCACUGAUCGGAUGGUCACACAGUCGUGAGGAUGGUAUGGCUAACGGCGACUCCAAUGGCAACGGAGAGAUGAUUUUGGCCCGACUUUCACGAGCCAUGAAUGAGUUGACGGCUCUUAAGGCUCAGAACGAAGAGCUCAGAAGUCUUCUCCAGAACUAUCUUCCCAUUGACUUGAGUCCCAUCGAGUCAUCAAUGAGUCAUUCCUCCACAUCUGACGCUAAGAAGUCACAAUUGCCGUCACAAGAGUACGAGUUAACCAGACGUCGCAUUGAGACCAAUGUCCAUGAAUUGUGGCAUUUCUUGAGAUCUAAGACCAAUUCAUCGAUAAUGCAAACCGUGAAUGAAAUGAAACAUAACUUGUUAUACGAUUUGGGAAUCAUCGAAAAUCGAGAUAAACAUUGGCGUGAAUCCGAACUCAAGAGCUUAAGUGAAUUAGUCCAGAAUAAGAUAAAGGAAUUGCAAAAUCCCUCGUCGUGUGGAUCCGCACAGAAGUUGGUUUGUCAGCUCAACAAAGGAUGUGGAUUCGGCUGUCAGAUCCACCACUUGGCUUACUGUAUGAUUUUUUCAAUGGCCACAAAGCGGACACUCAUAAUGAAUGCUCACAACUGGCGUUACGCUCACUCCAAGUCCAAGUCUUCUGAAGCCAAGGGCUGGAACUCCGUAUUCUUGCCGUUAAGUGAGACGUGUUUAGACGAAAGCGGUUCCACUCGUGUAUCUUGGAGUUCAGCCCCCGAUCUCGACUCAUAUCAGGUCAUUGAUCUGCCUAUUAUUGAUUCUCUGCGGUCGCGACCCAAUUAUCUGCCGCUUAGUAUACCCGAAGAGUUGUCAUCCUCUCUGAUCCAACUGCACGGCUCACCCAUUGUUUGGUUUAUCGGCCAAAUCGUCAGUUAUUUGAUGAGACCGUCGCCUGAAAUGACUGAUUAUAUUAAUCAACAAAAAGAUCGCUUCAAAUUCAAGACACCUAUAGUGGGCGUUCACGUGAGACGUACCGAUAAAAUCGGAACUGAAGCUGCUUUUCAUCCAUUGUCUGAAUACAUGAAAUUUGUGGCCGACUAUUACGACCGAUUGGAUCUGUUUAAUGAACGCAAACAAAAUAACAAAAAAGUCGAGCGUUUGGUAUAUUUGGCGACCGAUGACUCCUCGUUGUGGGCCAAAGAGGUCAAGGAGUUUGAGGAUAAGGGCUAUGUAUUCAUCGGUGAUUCCCAGAUAUCGCAAACUGCAAGUAUAGGGCGCCGGUAUUCAAUCGAUUCGUUGCGAAAUAUAAUAUUAGACGUUUGGCUCUUGAGUGAAUCAGAUUUCCUGGUUUGCACUUUCAGUUCACAGGUGUGUCGCCUCGCCUACGAACUCAUGCAAACCAGAACUCAUGGAAACUCACAGUUCGCCAAAACAGACAAAUCCAGUGCUUUCUACUCUUUGGAUGAUAUUUAUUACUUCGGCGGUCAGACUGAUCACAACCAGAUCGCUGUUCUGAGUCACACCCCACACAACAAACAAGAGAUUAAUCUUAAAAUUGGAGACAUAAUUGGAAUUGCUGGAAACCAUUGGAAUGGUUUUAGUAAAGGAUUGAAUCGAAAUACAAAAGAAAACGGUUUAUAUCCGGGCUUUAAGACCAUCGAGAAGAUAGAGAGCGCACACUUCAAACUCUUUGAACCCAAUUAACGACAAUUCGGUUUUGUUUUAUAUUAUUGUUAAUUCAUUUAAAUUAUAAUAAAAUCUAAUAAAUUAUGACUCAUUUGAUA